Molecule: messenger RNA, 5695 nt
Organism: Numida meleagris (helmeted guineafowl)
Lineage: Eukaryota; Metazoa; Chordata; Aves; Galliformes; Numididae
Gene: SCAPER
Product: S-phase cyclin A associated protein in the ER
Exons: 30
Coding region: 1157-5146 (1329 amino acids)
Molecular function (GO): nucleic acid binding; zinc ion binding
Source: RefSeq, a predicted model, not a curated record
UGGCAACCGGGAAGCCCGUGCCGGAUGUCGGGCAGCCCGUGCCGCGCUCUGCCCGGGCUGUGGGGCUCCGCGCCUAUUCCCCCCCGAGCGCUGUGCGGGCCGAGCGGCGGCUGAGGCAGCGCCGUGAGAGUGCUGCCGUCUGUUUCAGCCCCGGAACCAGACACUUAAUUUUACUUCUGCAUUAGUGUAAUAACGCUGAUUCUGAUGAACCUAUAAAUAUUUAAUCCCACGUACUUCUCCACUUUUGGCUGCGGUUCCCCAGUCCAAUACUUGAUGAAAAACAUGCACUUUAUCCUAGCUGACUUCUGCAGGAACUGUCAGGUUCUUUUUACGAGCACAGAAGUUUUGUUUUGCUCCACCACUGAUUAUCCCACAGAGACUUUUCAGCAUCUCUGAUUUUUUUUAACCGAUAAUGAGUUUGCCCAGCACUCUGUCACAAGAUUGUUCCUGGUGCCUUCCGCUGUUCUGGAGCACUAUUCUUUGUACUGUUUCGUGUCUUAAUACACGACAAAAUGUGUUCCUUUGGGUGAACUUUGCUCCUUGUGCACUCAUCAUAGGAGCACCUCCCUGUGAGGACAGGCUGAGAGCUGGGGCUGUGCAGCCCCGAGAGGAGAAGGCUGCACGGAGAGCUGAGAGUGGCUUCAGUAUCUAAAGGGGCUGUGAGAAGGAAGGGGACAGGCUCUUUAGCAGGGUCUGUUGGGGUAGGACAAGGGGAAAUGGAUUCAAGCUAGAAAAGAGAUUUAGAUUGCAUAUGUGGAAAACUUUUUUACACUACAGGUGGCAAGGCACUGGCACAGGUUGCCCAAAACAGCGGUGCCCCGUCCCUGCAGACACCACGGUCAGGCUGGGGGGCUCUGAGCACCCAGUGGAGCUGUGGGUGGCCCUGUUCAUUGCAGGGCGUUGCACUGAUGGCCUUUAAGCGUCUCAUCCAACUCAAUUCUAUGACUCUAUACACUUUUAGGUGUUUUUUUUUUUCUGUAGGGUCAUCCUCUUAUGGUAUUCUUCUUGAGCUGCUUUUAAUAUGGAGCCAUGCAAACGCUUUACAAAUAAAACCGUUCUCUGAAAACAGUACCAUGUUCAUCAGAUGUCCUUGACAUAGAUGUUGCUGAGAAGCUAAAGCUAACUGCAUUUGUGUUCACACAGGUAUGAAAGCUCAAUGGGGUCAUCCAAAAAUGUAAUCAAUGAGCCUGCUGAUGCAGAAGAAGGCUAUAAUGUGAUGGCUUCUUUCCAGCGCUCCAAUAGCCAUGACAAAGUGAGGAAGAUAGUUGCAGAAGAGGGACGUACAGCAAGGAACCUGAUUGCGUGGAGCGUCCCGCUGGAAAACAAGGAUGAUGAUGGAAAACCAAAAUGGCAAGCUGGUGGAAAAGCAAAGACGGGGUCUCAGGGGAAACACAAGGCUGCGAAACAGAGCUCUUCCCUAGACUGUAAGUUAACAGCAGCAACAGGAGAUAAAACCUUUGACAAAAGCCCGACCAAAGCACGGCAGCCUCGGAAAGUUGAUCUGCGAGCUCGGUACUGGGCGUUCCUGUUUGACAAUCUGAGACGGGCGGUUGAUGAAAUCUACGUUACGUGUGAGUCGGAUCAGAGCGUAGUGGAAUGCAAGGAAGUCCUGAUGAUGCUCGAUAACUAUGUGAGGGAUUUCAAAGCACUGAUUGACUGGAUACAGCUACAGGAGAAGCUAGAGAAGGCUGAUGCUCAAAGCAGACCUACUUCACUAGCCUGGGAAGUGAAGAAAAUGUCUCCAGGGCGCCACGUGAUCCCAAGUCCCUCAUCAGACAGAAUUAGUGUGACGUCAAAUGCUCGAAGGAGUUUAAAUUUUGGGAACCCAUCAGUGGCAAUUUCUGCUACACGCCUGGCUCCUUCUGGUGUCAGCUGGGCUGAUAAGGUAAAAGCCAACCACGGAAAAGCGGCCAAUCCUGAGUUAGCAGCAACACAAACCUGUCUGCCAGCUCCAAUACAGAAGGCAUCACGAAAAAAUGAUCGAAAGGAUGCGGAGGGCUGGGAAACAGUUCAGCGUGGGAGGCCUGUUCGAUCUCGAUCCACUGUUGCACUGGCAACAAAAGCUCCUGUAGUUGCAGAAUCCCUCAAAUCCAGAGGUGACAGUGACAAGGAAAAAGUCGUUUCGCCACCAUCAGAGAAUAAGCCUGAGAAUUCACUCACGAAUGACGGUGCACCCAAAAGCACGGAGCUUGUACAGGAAGAUCCUUUACAUCAGUCUGAACAUCCUCCUAGCGGGACGACUCAGUUCGCAGCACACGCAUCAGAAGACAGUGUGAGCACUAGCACAUCACUGCAAGAAGAUUCCUUACAAAUAGUUUCUGAGGCACCUCUGGUUGUCACAAAUACAGACUGCACUCCAGCAGCUCUGCAGACGAAUGAAGCUUCCUCCGCAAUCACUGAUAGCGUAGACCAGCAUCCAACAGAAAAAGUGAAAACUGAAGCUGAAAUGGAUCCCUCAGAUAUUUCAAAUUCUAUGGCAGAAGUCCUUGCUAAGAAGGAAGAGUUGGCAGAUCGCCUGGAAAAAGCAAAUGAAGAAGCUAUUGCUAGUGCUAUUGCAGAAGAGGAGCAAUUAACUAGAGAGAUAGAAGCAGAGGAAAACAACGACAUUAAUAUCGAAACUGACAACGAUAGUGAUUUCUCUGCUUGUAUGGGCAAUGGAAGCAUAUCUUUUUGCGGUAUAUCUAUGGACUGGAAUGAUGUCUUGGCAGACUACGAAGCUCGUGAAUCGUGGCGCCAGAGUAAUUCUUGGGGAGACAGAGUGGAAGAAGAGCCUGCACGCCCACCUGGCCAUGGAAUACAUAUGCACGAGAAACUGUCCUCACCUUCACGGAAAAGAACAAUAGCAGAAUCCAAGAAGAAACAUGAAGAAAAACAGAUGAAAGCUCAACAGCUGAGAGAAAAGUUACGUGAGGAAAAGACACUGAAGCUUCAAAAAUUAAUGGAGAGGGAGAAAGAUGUACGGAAAUGGAAAGAAGAACUAUUAGAUCAAAGGCGCAGGAUGAUGGAGGAAAAAUUACUCCAUGCGGAGUUCAAACGUGAAGUGCAGCUACAAGCAAUUGUGAAAAAAGCACAAGAGGAGGAAGCUAAGGUAAAUGAAAUUGCAUUUAUAAACACCUUAGAAGCUCAAAACAAACGUCAUGAUGUGCUGAAUAAAUUAAAAGAGUAUGAACAACGCUUAAAUGAAUUACAAGAAGAGCGUCAACGAAGGCAAGAGGAAAAGCAAGCACGUGAUGAAGCUGUUCAGGAGCGCAAAAGAGCUCUGGAAGCAGAACGCCAGGCUCGAGUUGAAGAGCUGCUGUUGAAGAGGAAAGAACAAGAAGCACGGAUUGAACAGCAGAGGCAAGAGAAAGAAAAAGCACGGGAAGAUGCAGCACGAGAAAGGGCCAGAGAUCGUGAGGAGAGAUUGGCAGCUCUUACUGCAGCUCAACAAGAAGCCAUGGAAGAACUGCAGAAAAAGAUUCAGCUGAAGCAUGAUGAAAGUAUUAGAAGGCACAUGGAACAAAUUGAGCAAAGAAAAGAGAAAGCAGCCGAAUUAAGUAGUGGAAGACAUGCUAAUACUGAUUACGCACCAAAACUUACACCAUAUGAACGCAAAAAACAGUGCUCAUUAUGCAAUGUAAUGAUUUCCUCAGAAGUGUACCUUUUUAGCCACAUAAAAGGGAAAAAACACCAACAAGCUGUGAGAGAAAACAGUAGCAUACAAGGACGAGAGCUUUCAGAUGAAGAAGUGGAGCACCUGUCAUUAAAAAAGUACAUUGUGGAUAUUGUGGUUGAGACUUCUGUUCCUGUAGAACCAGUAAAAGAUGGAGAGGAGAAGCAAAAAACUAAAAAGAAAGCCAAAAAGUUAAAAGCACGGAUGAACUCCAGGGCAAAGGAAUAUGAGAGUUUGAUGGAAGGAAAAAAUACAGUCUCUGAUUCCCCAUUUAAAGCCAAGUUACAGAGAUUAGCAAAAGACCUUUUAAAGCACCUGCAGAUGCACGAUAGCUGUUCGCUGGGAAACAACAAGGUUUCUGCUCUGGACAGGACUUUAGGAGAGAUCUCUCGCAUUCUGGAAAAAGAGAACACGGCAGACCAAAUAGCAUUUCGGGCUGCGGGAGGACUGACUGCCCUCGAGCAUGUUCUUCAGGCAAUGACUGCUCCCACCAAUCUGAAUGCAGCUUCACGGAUUCCUUUUAAGUCUCUCUGCAAUACAGUAAAUGCUUAUGGACUCACCUGCAACAACUGCACAGAAAACUGCACCUAUAUUCUUUUUAGCAAUAAGAUCACCUUUUUAAUGGACUUGCUGAUGCACCAGUUUACGGUUAAUGUUCCAGAUGACCAUAAUGCUACUUCAGGAAGAAGUGCAAAUAAGCAGGUGUUUGAAGGUCUAACAACAGGGCUUCUGAGGAUAACAGCCGUGAUUUUCAGAUGCCUAAUCUCCAGCUUCCCAGAUGGAAACAACCACUCCACAGCACUGAAGAUAAUACAGGAAGUGAAAAGCAAAUCCUCGCAAGUAGAAGCCUUCAACAGCAGAAUCCAAGACUUGAUCAGUUACGUGGUGAACAUAGGAUUGAUAGACAAGUUGUGUUGCUGUUUCCUCUCCGUUCAAGGCCCUGUUGAUGAGAAUCCAAAAAUAGCAACUUUUCUACAAAAUGCCACAGCACUGUUGCAUGGAAUAUGUCAGCUCUGUUUUGCGGUCAGUGGAAGAUCCUGGAACAUAUUUGACAGCACACGUCAGGAUCCCACAGGACUAACAGCGGUUCUUCAGGCUACGGAUCUGGUUGGAGUCUUGCAUAUGCUGUACUGUGUUCUUUUCCACGGCACAAUUUCAGAUCCAAACACAGCGAGUCCCAAAGACAGCUAUGCAGAGAACACAAUCCAGGUUGCCAUCCAGAGUUUACGUUUCUUCAAUAGUUUUGCAGUUCUUGAUCUGCCUGCUUUCCAGUCUAUCGUUGGUGCGGAAGGGCUGUCCCUUGCAUUCCGCCAUAUUAUCAGCUCGUUGCUGUGGUACUGUUCCCAGCAUACCUGUGAAGGAUUGCUACAUGAAGUCAUUAUUUGUGUGGGCUAUUUUACUGUAAACAACACAGAUAAUCAGGCAUAUCUGACUUUCAGGCUGAAGAGGGAGCACCAAGAAAAGCUAAUUCUGGGAUUCCAGCGUGUGACAUGAAUUCCUGCACUGCCUUUCAUGCCUGAGAACGUGUAGCAGACAUCCACGAUGAAACAGAGUCCUCUCUGGCUGCCAGAGAGCACUCCAGUACAGGAUGAGCGAGCUGCAUGCGGGUUUUCACAGUCCUGGUGAUCUCGGCUCUUUGUUUGUCUUUGUUUUUUUUUAAUAAAGACGUGCUUACUGUGUUUGAAUGGCUGCGGUUGGGAGAGCUGUGCUGUAGCUCUAACUUACAACAGCCCCUGUGCUUUCGUUCCUUGUCUGAAGUGAAAGUAUUGUAAUCUUCGGAUUAAUCCGUUUCUCGUUUAUUUAUUGUCUUUUUUGGUAAUACGGGCAAAGCAGUUUACAGCCGCAUACUCUUUGUGCUCCUCUGCAGUAAGUACAGUACUUGCACACUAAAUCAGAAGUUAUUUGGACUAGAUGUUCUAAGAUUUAUUUUUAGUGUUUACCAAAAUGUUUUCUUCUCGGCCGCGCUCAUAUUUUCAGCAUGACUUCAGCACGCGGGGCGAUCUGCAGGAAGACCAGAUAGACCACGUGUUCUAAUUCUGUUGC